This is a messenger RNA of Symbiodinium natans, 552 nucleotides long. NCBI's taxonomy places the organism in Eukaryota, Dinophyceae, Suessiales, Symbiodiniaceae. The record is from the annotation of a GenBank genome assembly.
AUGGUGGAAGGAGAGGAGGCGCAUGCCACUGUAGUGCAAACUUUCGCAUUCCUGCGGACGUGCCUUGCAAAAGGGAGCCUAGUGCCUCAGCAGCACGAGGAGAAGGCGAUUGCUGGUGCAGAAGGCUGCGGAGAUCCAGAAGCACAGUUGGAAGAUUUGAUUGACACGCGAACCUGCAUUGCACUGGUCAUUUACCUCGGAGUGCUCAUUGUGGCCAUCGUCGUGGCAUGCCUCCUGAUCGUCACCCGAGGGUUCUGGGCGGGCGACGUGGUCCUUUGCUGCAUCAUUGCUCUUUAUGAGCUCUCAGUUCUGCAGGCAACGGCACCGCGCAAACUUUGCGUCAUGCAAAAAAUGGUAGCAGGAGAACCACCAACGCGCAUACCCUUCUUGCACAGCUCGUCCUGCUGGCGAUCCUCCGACGGCGAGACACAGCACAAGCUUCGGCAGUUACCAGGUGGAUCUUGCAUCAGCUUAUGUCGUGGGCUGUGGGGCUCAGGUACACCUACGCCUCAUCUUGCUGGUCUUUCAUGGUCCUUGCUCUUGAAACCCUAG